This is a messenger RNA of Thamnophis elegans (Western terrestrial garter snake), 1335 nucleotides long. Its product is annotated as H-2 class II histocompatibility antigen, E-S beta chain-like. The record is from RefSeq and is a predicted model, not a curated record. Lineage: Eukaryota; Metazoa; Chordata; Lepidosauria; Squamata; Natricidae. The transcript has 6 exons. Bases 1 to 627 code for a protein of 208 amino acids. Gene Ontology annotation, cellular component: MHC class II protein complex; membrane. Gene Ontology annotation, molecular function: MHC class II protein complex binding. Gene Ontology annotation, biological process: positive regulation of T cell activation; antigen processing and presentation of exogenous peptide antigen via MHC class II; immune response.
AUGGUAGCCGAGGAAUACGUCCGCUUCGACAGCGACCUGGGGAAGUUCGUGGCCUUCACAGAGUUGGGGAAGGUGGAUGCGGAUCGUUUCAACAGCGAUAAGCAGUACCUGCAGUACCUGAAGGCCUCUGUGAAUCGCUUCUGCCGGAACAACUACAAGGCUCUCCAGAGGAAUUCUGUGGUUGGCCGGAGAGCCAAGCCCACCGUCACCAUCUCCCCCACCAAGAUGGAACCUGAUUCCCCCAACAUCAUCCUCCUCUGCACCGCGACGGGCUUUUACCCCGUGGAGAUCGAAAUCCAGUGGCUGAAGAACGGCCAGCCAGAGAAGGAGGGUGUGGCCUAUGGGGAGGAGCUACAGAAUGGAGACUGGACCUACCAGCUCAUGGUGAUGCUGGAGACCCAGCCCCAGCGUGGGGACGUCUACACUUGCAAGGUGGAGCACGCCAGCCUGAAGGACCCCAUCACUGUCGAAUGGGAGCCCCGUACCUCCAGCUCUGCCAAGAGCAAACUCUGGACGGGGAUAAUGGGAGCUGUGAUAGGAGUGGCCUUCUUUGCGGUGGGGCUCUUCUCUUACCUGAGGGCCAAGAAAGCAAUUCCCAUCCAACCUCCUGCAGCACUCAUGAAUUAAUCCUGCUCUCUGAUGCAAAAGGAAAUUAUUUCUUUAGUAGCUGAUGAUUCUUUGUUCUGUUUGCAACCUGUGAAAAAUGGAGGCUGAAGUUCACUUCAAGUGGAGAAACAGGAAAUGUUGCAAUCACUUCAAUCGACAAAACAUUGUUACAAGCAAGAGCAAAAUAGUUUCUAAGGCAGUCCAAAAAGUUUUUUUAAAUGUUUCUUAGGGCAAUCUUGUGAAAGUAGAAAAAAUAACCUCACCACAUGGAACGAUUUCACUUCUUUUCCUUCGGGAGCCAUCUCUGACUUUGUCAGCCUGGGGCCUGCCUGUUUGCUGCUGGUUGGAAGCGCUUCCCUUGGAUCGAUCUGGGACUUUGCGGUGUCCCUGCGACCAGCAAGGCUUUGUCUUGCUAGUCACCAUCUCUUCGGGCUGGUUUAGGUCCUGCCAGGCCGCCCAGGGGCAAAAGUGUCAUCGGCAGACUCGGACUGUCGAGUUCGCAUGAUGUAUCGUCGUGAUGUUGGCUUCUCCUCUGAUCUUUUUUCCUCUAUUUUAUUUACUACCCUAAUAUUUUUUUGGCUUAAACUAAAACUUUUUUUAUUUUAACAAACUUCUCCUUCUGUUUGUUAUAAAAUCAUACUAAAGAUACGUAAGGAAAAGAUAUAAAAAAAUAGUUGAGUCUUCCAUUUGGAAGCCUGAGUCUGAAGGUUUUUUUUGAAACAAUGUAUC